Molecule: messenger RNA, 4966 nt
Organism: Amyelois transitella
Lineage: Eukaryota; Metazoa; Arthropoda; Insecta; Lepidoptera; Pyralidae
Product: adhesion G protein-coupled receptor L3
Exons: 10
Coding region: 391-4122 (1243 amino acids)
Biological process (GO): cell surface receptor signaling pathway; adenylate cyclase-activating G protein-coupled receptor signaling pathway
Cellular component (GO): membrane
Molecular function (GO): G protein-coupled receptor activity
Source: RefSeq, a predicted model, not a curated record
CUAGAUACGAUUAUACAAAUGAACCGAUGUAGUAUCUGUGCAACGCCGGUCAUAUACACUAAAGCUUAUUCUCUUUUUAAAUAAAUCAAAUGAAAAAAAAAAAAUAAUUAAGUGAAUUUGGAAGUUUCAAAAGACCUACUCAAACACUACUGGAGUACCGCCAAAAUAAGUUUUUUUUAAAUUUAAUCAAAAUAAAUACUUUUUUUAAAAUAUUUACUAAUGGUGAAUGUAAAAUCAUAAAAACAUCAGUCUAAAAUCACGCUCAUUAGUGUGUUAAACUAAAUACGUAGGUGUUUUUAUUUUAAAUUAUUUAAAAAUAAUAAUUAUUUUUAAAAAAUAACCUAUAUUAACGACAUGUAAUAAUUAUAAAUUAUAGGAAAUCUAAGUAAGAUGAAGAUUUUUCAUCAAGAUUAUGAUUUCACGUUAGUGUUAUUUUCAAUUUUGACGCUAUCUACUACUGCUGAAGAAUAUUCUCCUCUAUGUCCAUAUGGAUAUAAUCUUACUUAUGAUAACACACAGGAUAAUCACAUAUGCUACAAACUGAAAGGUCUCGAAUCUUUCCGGGAUAAAUACAGAAAUUGCAAUGGAAAUUUAUAUAAUUUAGACUUGCAUCGAAGACUUAAUGUCACCAACACUAGAACUAAAAUCUGGACUGACUUCAUUUCUUUAUAUCCUGGUGGACCAUUUGCUGAAUGGAAACACGGAAAUUAUGUAAAUGAUAUCAUUUUUAAUGUAACUUAUGAAUUUGAAAAUGAAACUUUAAAAGAACUAUGUCUAAUAAGUGAUGAUAACGAAUAUUUUGCAGUAGAUUGUAAAGAUAUGUAUAACAGAUACUGUUUUAUAAAACCGUACUCCGAAAUUGCUGGUAUAGAGGAAUGUGAUGAUAAUGAACCGUCGUUUAAAUUCUAUAGCCCUGAAAAAGCCUGUCUAUUAAAGAUAAAGACUGAGACAGGACUUAAUUGGAAACAAGCUAAGAAACUUUGUGAAAGUGAAACAACUACAUUACUAUCGAAUGGAUGGAUUCAUACAAAUGCGGAUAUAUUUAACAGAUCAUCUAAAUAUCCCGUGGGUAAAAUUGACAAUUCUGAAUUGGUUAAUGCUAUUAGAGACGAUACUAUAGAGAGAACCUGUGAUUAUCCAAAAGGGGAUUUUGAGACAAAUAAUUCAUUUGCGUGGGUCAUACAAAAUGGAUCUUGGCAAAAUGUUGACGAAAACUACAAAUUUUCUGAAAUAAUAUGUGAAAAGUAUACAAUCAAUAAAUAUAUCAAAUUGGAUUUAGUGAUAGACAUUAAAAAUCAAAUAAUUCUAACUGCGAAUGACGAUCUAGAUGAAAAAGACAUAUUUUGUCAUACAGAUUCAAUGACAUAUUAUCCUUCCAAAGUUAAGGUCCAUCGUUGCCUUAAUGAUCAAAUAUUUCUAUUAACCCCAAUGGAUAGUGGGUAUUACUGGUGUGUUCACGUUGAUCCAAAAACAUCACAAGAAACAUCUACAAGUAGAGUUUUAUUUAUUAAAGAAGGGCACAAUUUGUGGCAUUCGUAUGCAGUUAUGAUAAAUGUAGACGAGUACAACGUAGAAAGUCUAGAUAUAAGAAAAAUAGAAUGGAAAGAAAAACUGGAAGAAAUUUUUAUCAAAACCAGAUGUGAGAAAAAUUACAAUAACGGUACUUAUGAAAAUUGCGAUGGAUAUAAUGAAUCUGUAAAAGAAUUAUCUGCAGAAACGAAGAAAGGACAAGUUAUUAGAGAGUUUAAAGUGAAGAGAGUUUAUGUGGAUAAAAGGACAGUUUUGUUGCAUGUGGAUUUGAAUUUUGAAAUACCUCCGCUGGCUGCUGGAGUGUGGGAGGAUAUGGAAAUUCUAUACAUGCGACCUGUUUAUUAUUGCACAGGUAAACUGGAUUAUCCAUAUGAAUGUGUGGGAGAUUUUAACGUUGGAAUGGAAUGGAAAAAUAUAAGUUCAUGUAAAGAGAUAGAAAACGAUGAAGAAUUUAUUCAUAAUGUGAAGGCAGAACUGAAGUCCGAUAAUGAUAUCAUUAUGGAAAAAUGUUUCGAUUGUGAACUAUCUUUGUCAAACACAGAAGAUUCUUCCACAGCGGGUACAACAGAUAUAAACAUAACUGAAUCGACGUUUACACCACCGCCAAUUGCAUGUAAUGAAACUACUACAGAACAAACUACAUCAGCAGAAACAACUUUAAAUUACACAACUACAGAUGUUACCACUACAAUAAUAACUACGGCUGAAACACUGACAACUACGGACAUAUCGACAUCGAGUGCAACAGAGUCGACAACGGAAUCUUGUACUACAGAAACAACUACAUCAGAGUCAACUACAGAUUUAACUACAGCUGAAGUAACAACAAUAGCUUCAUCAGAGUCAACUACGACUGAAACAAUAACAACAGUUUCAACAGAGUUCACUACAGAAUCAACUUCUACAGAAACUACAACUGUAAUUACAACAGAGACUUCAACAGAAACAACUCAAUAUACAACAACUACACCAACGCCAGAAAAUUUGAUAGAACAGAUUUUGGAUGAUUUAGAACAGUUAUUGCACGAUGAAACGUCAACAUUUUUUAUUGAUGACAUAAUUGACACUUUCGGACAGGUAAAUAAUAUUUUAAACCAUGAUCAAGACGUGGUAAUUCCUGGUGAACUUCUACAAAUGCUGGAUCUCAUGGCUUCGCGGGUACAUCUGAAUGGAUCCCUUACAGGGAUGGUGGUGGAAGACAACAUAGCAAUGCUGAUGGCAGAUGCUGGUCCCGAGAACCCUGUGUUAGGAAUCAGCGUGGCUGCAAGAGAAACUGAUGAGUUCACCGAAGAAGGUUUUAAUUUUUAUACAGAAUUUGCAGAUCAACUCUCAGCAGAUACGACAGAAGCUGGAGUGUUUCUUCCGUCAUCAGUCGUCACUUCGGAUUGCAGGAUUAGUUUUAUCGUCUACCGCGAUGACAGAGCCUUCAGCGGCUCCCAGGAUGUCUUCUCUGUCAACAGCCGAGUCAUUAGUAUCAAUGUCACCAAUUUCAUUGGUUUUGAACCUGGCGAAGUGGUCAAUAUUCACACAAAUCCAAUGACGGAAGAUCUAGAACGAAAUAUGAGCCGUGGAUGCGGUUAUUGGGAAUUCCUUGGGGACGGCACAGGAUACUGGUCACAAGACGGCUGUACUUUCAUCAGGUCAAGAGCCCCAGGGACCUUGGAUAUCUGUCGGUGUGACCACCUCACAAAUUUCGCCGAAAUUCUCGUUCCACGUUCAGUGUUUUCACAGCGAAACGAGAACAUUCUGGAAGCAAUAUCUAUCACCGGCUGUUCGUUGUCCAUACUAGGAUUGUCAGCUAUUAUCUUAACCAGUGUAAUAUUCAUAUCUUGGAGGAAAAACUUUCGAAAUCAAGUAUGGUUGCAAUUGUGUAUCUCUCUUUUAAUUAUGAACAUAUGUUUCAUCAUCGUCGUGUUUGCAGAUUUUGAUUAUAACACUAUCUCAUGUGUUGCAACCGGAAUCAUGUUGCAUUAUUCUCUUUUAGCGUCGUUCUGUUGGAUGUUAGUUGUAGCUACAAAGUCCUACAGAGAUCUGGUUAUAGUUUUUUCUAAACAAGUGCCUCGGAAAUUUUUAUUAGCUUCAUCAUUUUCGUGGGGAUUUCCUUUCAUUGUUAUUGUGAUACUAAUAGCAUCUGCUCCAAGAUCUUACUUGAACAGAUUUGCGGAGAAAAAUCCUAAUGGAAAUUUUUGCUAUCCUUCAGGUCUUGCGUUAUGGCUGUCAGUGUUUGCACCGGUUUGUGUGAUGUUGUUUGCUAAUUGUGUGUUAUUUGUGUUAAUAGUUCGCAAAAUAGGAGUUGUCCCUAAGAAUUUACGGUACCAAAGGGCUGGAGACAAACGGGAGGCUUUGCAUUGUGCCCGGGUCAGUACAGUGCUAGUGUUUUUCUUCGGAUUGCCCUGGAUAUUCGGUCUUCUAGCCCAAAACAUUGUCGCUGCAUAUCUCUUUACUUGCACAGCGAGUUUUCAGGGCUUCGUUCUGUUUGUCUUUAUUGUAUUGGGUAAUUUUGAAACCAGGAAUUUGUGGUGGAGGAAAUUGAGACCCAAGAAGGUAAUGAAUAACACUUUCUCUGGAAGAUCUGUUACAAUGUUAUACUAAUUUGUAGUAUUUGGAAUUUAUUCCAUGAACAGGAAGCUGGAAACUUCUUGAGUCAGUGGUUAAAGCGUUAUCGUCCAAAGCAUACCAAAAUCACCGGAUUGCUGAGUUUAUGCCGAUACGGACAAAUUGUCCAAAUUCGAACUGUAAAAUCUGUUUUGUAAAUAAAUUCUUAUGGUACAAAUAAGUGUGUGCCGUGUGGUUCCCGGCACCAAUACAAAAAAGAAUAGGACCACUCCAUCUCUUUCCCACGGAUGUCGUAAAAGGCGACUAAGGGAUAGGCUUACAAACUUGGGAUUCCUCUUUUAGGCGAUGGGCUAGCAACCUGUCACUAUUUGAAUCUCAAUUCUAUCAUUAAGCCAAAUAGCUGAACGUGGUCAUUCGGUCUUUUCAAGACUGUUGGCUCUGUCUACCCCGCAAGGGAUAUAGACGUGACCAUAUGUAUAUGUAUGUAAGGUACAAAUAAGCUUAUAAAAACUAAAUGAUAAUAAACAUAUAUUGCAUACAUACAUACGUACAUAAAAUCACGCCUGUUUCACGGAGAGGUAAGCAGAGACUAUAUCUUUACACUUGCCACGAUCUCUGCAUACUUCUUUCGCUUCAUCCACAUUCAUAACUCAUUUAUAUGUACAUAUUGCAAGAUUAGUUCUAUGUAGUAAGUUAUAUCAAAAUUGAUUACUAAAUCUUUUGUAACGACUUUUUAAACUUAGAUUAUUAACGCAUCAUGAAUCACAGCGACUUUAAUUUACAUGAUCUUAAAUUAGUUGAUACGACGUUUAUAUAUUAUGUAUUCUAGUCUUAAUAAAGUGAAAUUUUUAGCGAGUAGGUACCUACAUUAAAAAAAUAC